This is a messenger RNA of Darwinula stevensoni, 252 nucleotides long. NCBI's taxonomy places the organism in Eukaryota, Metazoa, Arthropoda, Ostracoda, Podocopida, Darwinulidae. The record is from the annotation of a GenBank genome assembly.
AUGGGAGAUCCAGGGGAGGUGGCUCAAUUGCAGUAUAGUGAAACAGUAAUAGAGAUUCUGCAGCAGAGCGGGUUGGAGUGGGACAGCAGGGCUUUUCCACCAGUGCCCCUGGAGACUGAAAGGAGGAAUGGGGGGCGAGGACUCCUAGAGUCCUUGUCCCUAAUCCUCACAGGAUCCCUCCUACACCUCCCUCUACUCAAGGUCUGGUUCUCUGCUCCGAUUUUGAUCACGUCUCUCAGAAUUGAUCUAUAA